AUGUCGGAAUAUAGAUUUUUAACAUACAAAACGGACUCUAAUAACGCAAUCUCUCGACGACGACGUGCCCAGAGAAGAUCCAAAAUCCACGUUCGACAAACUGCUCCCAAACAGUAUUGGCAUCUUCUUACACCACGGUAUGAGAUGGGGUGCAAGCGCAUUGUGCUAGAUUCGGGAUACCUGAAAGUGCUUGGAGACGAGAAUGUGCAUCUUUCCAAUGAAAGGAUUUGCAGCAUCACUGAGAAUUCCGUCAUCACUGAAAAUGGUAGUGAGUAUCUUGCCGACGUAAUUGCCGAUGAAAGGUACUAG
Molecule: messenger RNA, 309 nt
Organism: Penicillium angulare
Lineage: Eukaryota; Fungi; Ascomycota; Eurotiomycetes; Eurotiales; Aspergillaceae
Exons: 2
Coding region: 1-309 (102 amino acids)
Source: RefSeq, a predicted model, not a curated record